GAUGAUUCUGUAAUAGAAUUCUAAACUAGCAUUGUUCAGAAAUAUACACAUCUAAAGAGCAUCCGCAUCAGGAUCUCUAUAUUUUGGACCAAAUUAUAUCUUAAAAAGUCUCUUUAUUACUUUAGCUACUCACUUUAAAAAUGUCUCCUGCAUCAGACUCUCUAUAUCAAAAAUAUCCCAUUAAAAAUAUUGUUUCUUUAUUCCUAAAAAAAAAAAACUGCAAAACUUAACCCAUCUUUUUCUGUCUCUAACUUUACUGCCCGCUCUCUCUCUCUAUAACUUUACUCUCUUCCCCUGAUAUUCACUAAACUCGACACUUCACCAGCAAUUAGCAAACCAAACCACUUCAUCAAGCUCCUCUUCGUUGAUCAACCCCCAAGCCCCUCUCUGCCGAUCAACCCCCAGCCACCGUGGUUGCCUUUCAAGAAGAACCCUCUGUCAUUGUCUUCGGAGCCCCAGAACUGACCCGACCCACUGGUAUUCUCAAGGUUCGCCAGCGCUCCGGCAGUUCCUCGGCCUCUCGCACCGACGUCGUCAAUAAGAUCUAGGAUUACAUCAAGCUCUCCCACCAUACGACUGGAAGCUUAAUAAUUAUGGAGUAUAAAACUUGGGCGUAAAGUGGAAGCUCAUGACUAAUCUGUGGUCCAUGAAUGAAUUAUUAUUUGAUGGGACCCUUUUAGUAUCAAAGUGGAAGGCUCAUGACAAGCCUUUCCCCACUGGUUUUUUGUUUUUUUCUUUCUCUUUCUUUUAGGUUAAAUUUCACUGACCUCCCCUGAGAUUUCUGACACAAACAGAUAUCUCCCUUGAGGUUUCUGAAAUAACACUGCCCUCCCCUGUUGUUAAAAAAAAUUACUUGCAACAGUAAUUCAUGUAUUUUCUAACCACUUGGGUAGAGCACAUCAAAAGUAACUCUUUUCUCUAACAUUUGUAGUGUUUUUUCACGUCAAAAGUAAAUACUCGCUCCGUCCCAUAAUGUUUGUCCGGUCCGCAAAACGGAAACGUAAAAAUAAUACAAUUUUUGCAAGAAAAGUUUACAAAAUUCAACAACUUACUAGAUAUAGAUGAGUUUUUUUUAACUUAUGAAAAAAGUUUUAUUUUUUCUUGAAAGAAAUGCAAUAUUUUUUGUUCUCGUUUUGCGGACUGGACAAAUAUUAUGGGGCGGAGGGGGUAACAUUAAAAUUGAACCAAAUUUAGUUAAAGUUCAAUGCAAGUUUUGGUGUACUAUAAUCCUUGUAGGGCGCUCCGCCUUAUAGGAUCCUCAGGUCUGUGAUUGACAUGUUCUAAAAUUAAAAAAAAAACUCCAUACAAUUAUAAAAAGUAAAAAAAUGCAAUCAAUUUUAAAAAAAAAUCACGAAGUCUAGGAUAUUAUGAGUUUCAUUGUAUCGGUAAAUUAUUUUGAUAGAAAAAACAAGUUGAAAGAACACUGAGUUUCAUUUUGAUAAAAAAAAAAAAAAAAACUUUAAAAAAAACACACAUGAACCAAAAUUAGAAAAAGUUAGAAAAGACAAAAAAAUUCUGCCUAUUUGGAAUAUUUUGUCAUUAAUGAACCAAUCAUCCGGAAAAAAAAUUGCACAGAAUUAACGAGGGCAUUUUUUUCAAUGGAGAUAUAAAAAUAAUUGAAAAAAGAUUAUUAAGCCAAACCAUGCCUUAGUGAAUGGGCUAGUUGUGUUGAGAUUAAGAGGCGAAAAAAUCAUUGUGGUAUUAGGUGGGUGGUGGCAUAAGAGCAACAAAAAGAUUGAAAAAAAUUAAAUCACAACAAAUGGAGUGCCUUCAUGCCUUUUUGUAAACAAUGAUAAAAUAAAUCCCCGAGCACAAACUAUCUUUGCAUUUUUUUGUUUAAAAAUGAAAUUGGGAAAAAAAUGAAGGAAACAAAUUUAUUAUAAUCAUCAAAAGCAAAAUCCUCUAAUGCCCAAACAAACCAAAUAAUGCAAUAGUUUUUGCUGCAUGAUUUUGGCUUUAAUAGAAACUUGAUUCACUCUUCUUCUUUUUUAAUUUCAUUGAUCAUUUUGUUUGAGAAAAAUAGAAAAAACAAAAACAUUUGUAAAAAAAUAAUGAUAAUAACAAUAACAGUAGUAGUAGUAGUAGGCUCCGUUCCAGAAACCUUCUUACAAAAUAAGUACUUAUUUUGAAACUUCUCAAAGAAAAAUAAGAAGGAUUGUUCCACAAAACCUAAAUAAGCAGUUUAUUUCACAUUUUCAAACUCAAAAAUAACGAAAAUGAAAAAUAAUUUUUCAAUUUUUUUUGCACCGUAUUAAAGAUCUCAAUGAGAUCUAUCAAAUAAGAUCCAUAUUGAUAGGAAAAUUAUUUGCGUAAGCACAUAAUUUUUGAACUUGAAAUUAUCUUCUUAAAAAAUAAGUAAUUGUUCACCCUUUUGUGGAACAACCCUUCUUAUUAGACAAAAAAUAAGAACUUAAACCCGUUCUAGAACGGGGCCGUAGUAAUACUAAUAAUACGCCUAAUGCUUUUCAAGUGGAUUCAUUUCACAAAAUGAAAGAGAUGAGGUGUAAUUCCAAGAAUCAAGUUUGUGCAAUCUAUUUACUUUAAGGGUAUUUUCAUAUUUUGGUACUUUUCUCGCAAAUCUUAACGCCAUCCAUGACAAAUUAACAGCAAGGGGGUCUGUUGACAAUGUCAGUUAAAGAAAGGAGGGCAGUGUUAUUUUAGAAACCUUAGGGGAGGCAUCUGUUUAUAUCAGAAACCUCAAGGGAGGUCAGUGAAAUUUACCCUUUCUUUUAUUACUCCCACUGACUCUUGUCUCCCACCCAAUAAUAUAGUAUAUUGUUUUUACAUCAGAGGUUGGUAUGGUACCACUUGCGUGCAACUUAAUUUGAAGUAAUGAUCACUUGCUUGUAGCCUUGUGCAUUUUGAAGCAGGAGGCCAGGGAAACAGAGAGCAGAAUGGGAAGGGGAGAACUCCAGCUGAAGCAAGCCUAAACCUAAAGAGAAGGGAAGAAAUUAGCAGUACUGCUCCAAGACACGAGCUAGCUAGCAGAGGCCUACCCUUUAUAUUCCAAUACCUUUUUAUCUUGUUGGGGGAGAAGAGAAUAAAAGAUGAAUAUUGAAGAAGGGAAGGAGAGAGGAGUAACCAGUACUGGCAAUCCCCCUCAACCAGGAGUUGCAGACUAUCCUCCGCAGCAGGCGAUCGGUUCGUUCCAAGGAGUUGCAGACUAUCCUCCAAAGCCGGUGGUCGGAUUCCCUCAACCGGGUCCGCCGCCUGUCGGUACCUAUUCCUCUGCUCCUCCGCCACCACCUCAGUUCUAUGCCGACGGAAAUCAGGCCGGCCCAGGCCCAGGAUAUCCAGUUUCUGAAGCAGCACCAGCUGCAAGGGAACCUGACCGCCUUUUUUGCUGGGGUUUGGGUGUUGGCUGGUUAUUGUUCAUCCUUGGUUUCAUCUUUGGUGUUAUUCCCUGGUAUGUUGGAGCAAUCAUGCUACUCUGUGUCAAAAAAAAGGACUACAAAAGAGAGAAACCUGGAUACAUCGCUUGCGCAAUUUUUGCUGUCAUUGGUACAGUUCUGAUCGUUGUCGAAGUGACGACAAAGUAUGCAUAGGGAAGACCUUGAUUGCAUUUUUACUGUGCAUUGCGAAGUUUCUCGGCUGAUCUCGUCUAUGGUUGAGCAGCUUCUUUCUAUUGGAGAGAGAGAGAGAGUAAUCAGUAGAGAGGAAACUUAUGAAGAAACCGUGUUAUUAGAGAGAGGUUGGUUAAGAAUCCCAAGUGAACAAGUUGAUUCAGUUUCAGCUUAAAUUUGUGAGUUUAUUGAAUCGUUUAUACAAAGUUGCAUAAUGAUUUAAGCUUAUUGUCCACAUUCAACA
Messenger RNA from Rhododendron vialii, 3807 nucleotides. RefSeq names its product large ribosomal subunit protein eL20z-like. The record is from RefSeq and is a predicted model, not a curated record. The coding region runs from base 3048 to 3545 and encodes 165 amino acids. The transcript has 6 exons. Lineage: Eukaryota; Viridiplantae; Streptophyta; Magnoliopsida; Ericales; Ericaceae.